AACCUGAGAGGAACCUGUCUCUUUUCUGUGCCGAGCGUUUCCCCUCACGUGACGGGAGCCGUACGCCCUCUACAUUAUUGUAGGAGAAACAUCCACAGGGACACAAGGAGCAUGGGUGUCUUUACCUCAGGCGCUAAUAUCUUCCUAGGUCUCUGGGGGAUAUAUGUGUCUCCAAGAAGCCCUGGAUGGAUGGACUUUAUCCAACAUUUGGGAGUGUGCUCUUUUGUUGCUCUCAUUUCAGUGGGCCUCUUGUCUAUGGCCUUUUCCGGGUGUCUGUCCACAUUCAUAGCCUUUAGCUCCUCCUGGAUGGUCACUUGUGUUCUGCUUUGCUGCUCCAAGCAUGCACGAUGUUUCAUUCUCCUCUUCUUCCUUUCCUGUGGCCUGCGGGAGGGCAGGAAUGCUUUGAUUGCAGCUGGCACAGGGAUAAUAAUCUUAGGACACGUGGAAAAUAUUUUUCAUAACUUCAAAGGUCUCCUGGACAGUAUGACUUGCAACCUAAGGGCCAAGAGCUUUUCCAUACAUUUUCCACUUUUGAAAAAAUAUAUUGAAGCCAUUCAGUGGAUUUAUGGCCUUGCCACUCACCUAAGUCUAUUUGAUGACCUUAUUUCUUGGAACCAGACUCUGGCAGUCUCUCUUUUCAGUCCCAGCCAAGCCCUGGAGGCACAGCUAAAUGACACCAAAGGCCAAGUCCUGGGUGUCUUGUACCAGAUGGUGACGGCAACAGAGGUAUUGUCCUCCCUGGGACGGCAGCUCCUUGCCCUAGCAGGGCUUUUGCUGGUCCUACUUGGCACUGGCCUCUUCAUGAAGCGAUUUUUGGACCCUUGUGGUUGGAAGUUUGAAAAUAUCUUCAUCACUAAACAAUUUGUUCGGUUCGAUGAAAUGGAGAGGCAACUACAGAGGCCCUGUGUCCUCCCACUGAAUAAGAAGGAAAGGAAGAAAUACGUUGUCAUCCCAUCUUUCUGGCCGUCUCCUAAAGAGAGGAAGAACCUGGGGCUGUUUUUCCUCCCCAUUCUCACCCACCUCUACAUCUGGGUGCUCUUUGCAGCCAUAGAUUAUCUUCUGUAUCAGCUCAUUUUCUCAGUGGGCAAACAUUUCCAAGGCUUGCCAGGGCUGGAGGUCCACCUGAAACUGCACAGAGAGGAGCAAGGAACUCAAGACAUCAUACAUGACUCUUCCUUUAACAUAUCUCUGUUUGAACCCACCUGCAUCCCCGAGCCAAAGCUCCUUCUGUCUAAGACCUGGGUUCCUCUCAGCAUUAUUCUUGUGAUACUAGUGGUGCUGGGACUGCUGUCCUCCAUCCUGACGCAGCUUAAAAUCCUGGUGUCCGCGUCCUUCUACCCCACCGUGCAGACGGAGCGCGUCCGGCACCUGCAUGUGAAGCUCCUGAGGAAGAGGGCAAAGCAGGCACUGGGAGGAGGAAACAGUAAACAGAAUCUCUACUUUACAAAGAUUCACUUCUGGCUUCCAGUCCUGAAAAUGAUCAGGAAGAAACCAAUGGGCAUUGCAGGUGAAGACAAUCCAUGAGAGACUCCAAGCAGCUCCUCGGCCACACUGCUCCAGCGAUUCUCCUCAGGUCUGCUGAUGGCAGGUCUCCAUUUUUGCCCAACAGCAGAGAACUGUGUUGCAUGAUUCCUCAGGUGUUUGAGUUUGCAGACCAAACCACUUUUCUUCAUAAGGCCGAAGGGCUACCAGGUUAAUGGCUUUGUCAUCUGUCUUCCAAAGCACAUGAUUUGGACGAUGUCACGGUGUAACAGAAUUAUAACCAGACCCCUGGAGGAUGAGUCUUAGCAUGGAGUAGUAUUCAAAGAAAAAAAAAAAAACACACAGAACAAAAAUUAGAAAAAAAUCAAUAUCUCUACUGCUGACUUAUAGGCAAAUGCCAAGGAGAACAUAACACAUAUAAUGCCAGGAAAAUAUCUUUAACCUCUUCUGUCCCUUCUCUGCCCUUUUAAAUAUCUCUCAUAGCUAUUCACUAUACACAGAACUAUCUCCCUUUCCCCUGUUCCUAUUGAAAAAACAAAUCCUUUUUUUGAAACCCAUAUCUAGCAGCUCCUAAUUUCUCCUUACCACUACCUGGGCUCCUACCCUCUUCUUUCCUGGAUCACUUGUUUUUUUCCCCUCUUCUACCAAAUCCUCUAUUUGGUAUUUAUGACAGUGUUGCCUCAGGAGCACAUGUUUCCAAAUCACAGGAAAUGCUUGUUAAAUUGCCCAUCUUGAGCCACUUUCUUCUACGCUCAAUGUAGACUAUACAGUAUAUAGAGGCCUAUUUCCCCUAAACUCCAAACACCCAUGAGGGAAAAAAAAAACCUCCUGAAAUAUUGAUUCCAUUAUCUUGAAAGCUUUUAUGUUGAAAACUUUUCAGACUUACCGAAAAGUUGCAAAAUAGUAGAGUUCCAUUUACCUUCAUCCAUCAUCCCCAGUGUUAACAUCUUAUAGAAGUGUAGUGUAAUUAUACAAAUUUGGUAAACAAUCUUGAAAAAAAUGGAUAACGUGCAGAACUUAUUGAGUUCAUGCCAAUGGUCCCACUAAUAUUCCUUUUCUGGUCCCUGAUUCAAUACAGGCUCCCACAGUGCAUUUAGCUUCUUAGUCUCCUCCAGUCAGGGACAGUUCUUCAGUCUUUUUCUUUUAUGACCUCGGCACUUUUGAAAAGUAUUGGCCAGUAAUUUUGAGAAAUGUCCUUUGACUUGGGUUUGCUGAUGUUUCCUUGUAUACUUUCUCCAGAUAAUGUAUUUUCAGCAAGAGCACUACAGAAGUCAUGAUGUGGUCUCCUCGGUGUCCCCUUGUACCAGGGAGCACAUGGUGUUGACAUGUCUCAUUACUGAUGAGAUUACCUUUCAUCGUUUAGUUAAGAUGAAGUCUGCCAGAUUUUUCCAUGAUAAAAUUAAUGUUUUUCCCUUUGUAAUUAAUAAGUAUACUGUGGGGAAAUACUUAGGCUAUGCAAACAUCCUGUUUCUCAUCAUAUAUUGUUAGCAUCUGUCGAUGCAGAACCAUGGUGUGGCCAAACAGUGCUUUUCUUUUUUCAUAAUAUCUUCUAUAUUUCUUCACUGGACUUCUACACUAUCCUUAGGAAGAAACAUUUUUUUCAAAGCCUAAACUUUGUUUUGGGCACCAGAGCAGGUAUUUUCUUUCUUUCUUUCUUUUCUUUCUUUCUCUCUUUCUUUCUUUCUUUCU
Messenger RNA from Prionailurus viverrinus (fishing cat), 3171 nucleotides. RefSeq names its product dendrocyte expressed seven transmembrane protein (gene DCSTAMP). The coding region runs from base 112 to 1524 and encodes 470 amino acids. Lineage: Eukaryota; Metazoa; Chordata; Mammalia; Carnivora; Felidae. The transcript is spliced from 5 exons. The record is from RefSeq and is a predicted model, not a curated record. Gene Ontology annotation, cellular component: membrane.